GCUCAUUUAUUUAAGAUUAUUUCUCUUUGCUUGUCUCAUACUUGGGGCAAGAAAAGAAUUUUUAUGUGUUAAAAUGUGUUCAUACUGUAUGGAUUAACUAAUUUUGAAAGGUAGCUUUCAAACUGUUUUGUUGUCAAAAUCACUGUUUAACAGAAAGAUUUGUGAAGAUUUGGCUAAUUUGUAUUGGCUUUUCUAAGUCAAAUUCAAAUGAAAUUAUGGCACAGUAGUUUUACCCAUUUGUCACUGAAAAUGAAGUUUCAGAAGCAAAGUCAGAAUUCUGUAAUUAUUUAUAUAUUUUAAAAAUAUCACACGUGACAGGAUAUUUCCUUAUUUAGAGUCAAGUUUUCUCUUUCAACCAAAACUCUCCAAAGCUGAGAAGGACCCAGCACCAGUCGUUCCUUUAAGUUUUCUACUGCAGCAAUUAAUUUCAGCUCAUCUCUUUGCGAUUAAGAAGAAAGGAAUGAAAUACUUAACUUCUGCAAUCUUAAUUUUCCUCUCUUUCGUUACUACUGCUUUUCAGACACUUGACAAUGAAAUAUUUUUAAUAUAUGAUGAGGAUAGUAAACUGUGCUUAAUUGCUCAGAGUGUUCAUGCAGUCACAAUAGCUGUUUGCAACAAAAACAGCGGAUUACAGAAAUUCAGGUGGGUGUCCGACCACCAGGUGAUGAGCGUGGCAUUUGCACAAUGUCUGGGAGUGCCCUACAAGCAAGAUAAGGCUAAAAUUUCCUUGUAUCCCUGCAACAAAGAAAGUGAAUUCCAAAAAUGGGACUGCAGAAACUCAACCUUCGUAAUCCAUGGAGACAGCUUGUUUCUCAGUGUUGGUAAAAGAAAAAAAGAUAAUAUUGUACUGGACUCAGGAUCAGGUACAAUGAACAAAUGAAAGAUCUAUGGAACCAUGGAUGACUUGUGUUCUCAGGGCUACAAAGAUCUGUUUACACUGCUAGGAAACUCCCAUGGAGCUCCAUGCACCUUCCCUUUCCAGCUGAGUGGGAAGUGGUACGCAGGGUGCACAGCUGCUGGACGGUUGGAUGGCUUGCUCUGGUGCGCAACGACCUCCAGCUUCGACACCGACCACUUGUAUGGGUUCUGUCCCACUGGCAACAGUGACAAUGACAAAUUUUGGAGUACAGAUCCCUUGACAGGAACCUUCUACCAGAUAAACUUCCAGUCAGCUCUCACGUGGCACCAAGCAAGGCAGAGCUGCAAGCAGAGUAAUAACGCGGAGUUAUUAAGUGUCACAGAGAUACAUGAACAGAUGUAUCUAAGAGAUUUGAUUGACAGCAACAGAUCCCCUCUCUGGAUUGGGUUGAACAGUCUGAAUCUCCGCAGUGGGUGGCAGUGGAAUGGUGGUACUCCUUUCAGAUACUUUAACUGGGCACCAGGAAGCCCUUCUCCUGAAACUGAGAAACUCUGUGCAGUACCAAAUCCCAGAAGAGAUGCUAAAUGGGAAAACUGGCCAUGUGAGCAGAAAGUUGGCUUUAUCUGUAAAAAGGAAAACUCCAUGCUGGGUCCUUCCAGUCUUCCAUUAGAGGAUGCAAGACCUGUUAAAUGCCCAGAAGGAUGGUUGCCCUAUUCAGGUCAGUAUUACAUGAUUCAUAGAGAGCCCAGGGCAUGGAAAGAAGCUUUAAUGUCCUGCAGCGAGAGCAAUGGCAAUCUGGCCAGUAUCCACAACCCUGAAGAGCAUGCCAUCAUACUAUCUCAGUUUGGUUACAAAGCCAUGGAUGAGCUCUGGAUUGGCAUGAAUGACUUCAGCACUCAGAUGUAUUUUGAGUGGAGCGAUGAGACUCCUGUGACAUAUACCAAAUGGUUGCCUGGAGAACCAACCCAUGCAGACAAUGGCCAUGACAACACAGAAGACUGUGUUGUCAUGGCAGGAGAGGAUGGAUACUGGGCAGACAGUGCCUGUGAUAGAAAGUUAGGCUACAUCUGCAGAAGAGAGCCACAGGGAGCUUUAGGAACAGUGAAGACUGAUCCUGCCUGUACACAGGGGUGGACAAGACAUGGUUCUUACUGCUAUUUAGUUGGACAUGCACCCGUAACAUUUUCAGAAGCAAUGAAAACCUGUGAAGGGAUUGGUGGUUAUUUAACAACUAUAGAAGACAGGUAUGAGCAAGCCUACCUGACCAGCUUUGUCGGUCUGAGCUCUGAGAAGUGCUUCUGGAUUGGUCUCUCCAACACAGAAGAGCAAGGGAUCUUCAACUGGGAAACCGGUGAAGAUGUUUUCUACACAAACUGGAACUCAGCAAUGCCUGGGAAAGAAGUAGGUUGUGUUGCCCUAAGGACUGGAAAUGCAGCUGGACUAUGGGAUGUUCAGAACUGUGACCUAAAGGCAAAAUUUCUCUGCAAAAAACUAGCUGAAAAAAUGACUCGUCCAUUUGCUCCUGGAAAAAAAUUUAAUUUCCGAUGUCCUCUGGGUUGGAAUACAAGUAAUAGUACUAAUUCAUGCUUCAGAAUUUUUGUGAGACAAAACAACCAGAAAAGAACAUGGUUUGAAGCCAGAGAUUUUUGCAGAGAAAUAGGAGGAGACCUGGCUGCCAUUAAUAGUGAAGAAGAGCAAAGAGUGAUAGAAAACUUAAUAAAAAAGAAGCCCCCACCUUCUCAACCUUUGUGGAUAGGUUUUCAGCUCUUGGAUCCUGAUGGUGGGCUGUCUUGGAGUGACGGAUCCCCGGUGAGUUAUAUGAAAACAAUUCCUUUUUACGAUACUCCAUUAGACAAUUGUGGAGCAAUCAGCAAAGAGCAUUCCAUUUCCGGGAUUAACAUGCACUGUGAAUUCAGUCAGGACUGGAUUUGUGAAAUAAAGAAAGGAACACUCUUGAAGCCAGAACCUGUCAGCCCUCCUGCCAUGUAUGAAGUCACAGAAGAUGGCUGGAUUAUAAAAGGGGACAAACAGUAUUUUUUCAGCACAGAAAGAAACUCUAUGGAAAAAGCCAGAAUGUUCUGCAAAAACCACCAUGGAGAUCUUGCUGUUAUUGGAGAUAAUAAUGAAAGAAUUUUUUUGUGGAAAUACAUCUUAAACAAUGGCAAACUGCAUUCAUAUCUCAUAGGAUUAAUCCUGAAUGCUGACCAACAGUUUAGAUGGAUAGAUGGAAGUAUAUUACACUUUGCACCUUGGGCAGGAGGGGAACCCAACUUUGCCUAUGCUCAACAACGCUGUGUGGUCUGAGAUAAAAAAUAUGGUUUGUGGAAUUAUGUUAGCUGUGGUCAUUCACAUGGCUUUAUCUGUGAGAGACAUGAGAGUUUUGUGAAGCCAGCAGUAACUUCACCUCCAGGAGGAUGUUCUGAAGACUGGCUUUUAUUUAAAAAUCAGUGUUACAAAUUUUUUGGUUCUCAAUUUCAUUAUUGGCGUACUGCAAGUAGGGAUUGUAUCAGCCUUGGAGGACAUCUGGCUACCAUACAAAAUGAACUAGUACAAGCUUUUCUCACUUACCAUUUGAAGGAUGUUUCAUAUGAUCCCUGGAUUGGCUUGAAUGAUGUAAUUAGUGAACUCAACUUUGUUUGGGCUGAUGGAAGUGCUGUUUCCUAUACAAACUGGGCUCCAAAUUCCCCAAAACUUUAUAAACCCAUUUUGUUUGACAGCCUCCGCCCAGAAGAUGGCCACAAUCGGAUAAAACAUGAUUGUGUUUCUCUGAAGAGAGAUCAUACUAAUAUAGGAAAAUGGAGUGAUGAGCCAUGUUAUAAAUCCAACCCUAAACUCUAUAAAUCAUUGGGAACAGUGUGGGUCUUUGCUUUUGACCAUUCUGAUGGCAUUAGCUACUCUGUCACCCAUUCCAAAAUGAAUUGGGAAGAAGCACGACAAUCCUGCAAUAGCACUUCCUCAGAACUUGCUAGCAUUUUAGACCCAUAUAGCCAGUCACUACUGUUCUUAAUUGCACAGGAAUAUGGGCAGCCUAUGUGGACUGGUCUUAACAGCUACGUGACCAAGGGCAAGUAUCAGUGGAUUGACAGAUGGAGGUUAGUUUACAGCAAGUGGUCCAGCGGGGAACCAAAACAGACAUUAGCAUGUGUCUACCUAGAUACUGAUGGAACCUGGAAGACGGCUUCAUGUGAGGAAGAAUCAGAUGUAACAGCCCCUACUGAGCCCCCCCAGCUUCCUGGAAAAUGCCCUGAAUCAAAAGGACAUAGGUCUUGGAUACCUUUCCAUGGUCACUGCUACCACUUUGAGGCUGUCAGGAAAAAAAGCUGGUCUCAAGCUCAUCAGGAAUGUGCCCAGCUAGCUGCUGACUUGGUAUCUGUAGGAGACUAUACCGAAGCAAACUUUCUGGCAGAAACCAUUAAGAUACUUCAUGGAAAGUCUCCCAACUUUUGGAUAGGGUUAAAGAGAGAUGACAGAGAACAAUGGGUAUGGACAGACAAGUCAGCAUUGGGUUUUGUCAACUGGCAAACUGGAGAGCCUGCAAGCAGAAUGUAUAAAGACUGUGGAGAAGUAUGUGCAUUGACUGGGUUCUGGAACACUGACGUCUGUUCUUUCAGAAAAGGAUAUAUCUGUAAAAAAGCAAAAAUUCCAGAAAAGACUGAGAUGUCACCAGAAAAUGUGGGUAAACAGAAAAUGGAGACUGUACUUUCUACUGGCAUCAUAUGGUUGUUUGUUUUAUUAGCCCUUUUCAUAGUUAGAGCUGUAAGUACAGUUUAUUUCCACUUGAGGAACAAAGGACAAUACCAACUAAGUAUUUCAGCCAGAAUUGGUGCAUCAGAAGCAGCAGUGGAUAUCCAAGAAAAAGAUGCGUAUACCAGCACAAGUAGUCUGACAAAAUACCCAUAAGUUCCAAAAAACCAAAAACCCAUCUAUGCAACUGUUAGUCAAAUCUCAUGCCAGUUUUGUAUUUACCUACUCAAAUAAUAGUCUUAUCCUUUCACAGAUAGAAAGUUAAUGGAUUUAUGUAAACAUGCACACCCAUAUAGAUAUGCUCUCCAAAAUGUUAUAGUUUGUUGUUUAGCAUGAGGAGUACAGCCAUUUUUCACAUAAAUUUGUGUGGCUGAGAAGUGUCAGUGUAAACCUAUGGUAUGUUUACUAUGUGAAAUUGUUUAUUUAACUCAUUUCUCUCUCUCUUUUUUUUUUUUUUUUUUUGCAU
Messenger RNA from Numida meleagris (helmeted guineafowl), 5069 nucleotides. Its product is annotated as macrophage mannose receptor 1-like. NCBI's taxonomy places the organism in Eukaryota, Metazoa, Chordata, Aves, Galliformes, Numididae. The record is from RefSeq and is a predicted model, not a curated record. Gene Ontology annotation, molecular function: signaling receptor activity.